AUGUAAUAAUCGAAGAUAUUAGUUGCACAAAAAAAAUCGAAGAUAUUACAAAGAAGAGUAACAACUGACUAAAAACUCUGAGAGCGAAGCUGAGAGAGAGAGACCCGCUGUGUUUUAUCGACUCCGGCCGGCGGAGUGGACUCCCAUAGCCACCGCCGGUCCGGCUUUCUGGUUUUUAAUUUUCUCGGUUUAAACGAUUUGCAUGUUUUUAGGGAGUGAAUCUUUGUGUCCCACCUAGUUUUCUGUUCAGUUUUAUGAUUCCGGGAGAUGAGGCUUCCGUAGCUCAAUCGUCACCGGCUUUGACUCCGGGGAGUGGAGGUGUUUCGUGCCUCACGCCGCCGGCUUUGGUUGUCGAUCCUGUCCUUUUGGAUGCGACUUUUAGGUUACGACGUUUUAAGUUCUCGGCUUAGCUUCAUCUUGAUGAGAUCCCGAUCUGUUCGGGUUGAAGCUCUCGGAGGAAGCAAGGCUGAGAAAGAAAACGGAUGGAGUUUGGAGUUUUUUUAGUCCCGUGUUUGGACGGCUUGGUGGCUCCGGAUUGAUCUCGAUGGUGAUCGAUGAAGCUUUCCGUGAUGAGGCUCAGCCGUGGAUGGUGGAGAUGAUAGAUCUGUGCUCCGAUGACGCGCCACCGCAUGCUUUCUCCGAAGGUGGGAGAAGGAAGAAGAUUAGGGCGUCACAUGUCUUGUUUGGGCCUGUAGGGCUAGGGUUUUGGUUGUUGGGCUUUGUUUGAAUCAAAGGUUGAAUGAGUCCUUUGGGCUUUGUUGUAAUAGUUUAAAGGUUGGGUCUUGUUGGACCUUGCUUGUUAAUAAAUUUUAAGAUGGCAAAAAAAAAAAUGUAAUAAUCGAAGACCUAAAUAUAUUUCUCUGGCCCUAAAUAUAAUAUUACAGCCGGCCCUGGUGAAGACGAUUUUAAGAUUUUUCUUCCGUUCCUCUAUCUAUCUAUUAUAUUAGUCUGCGUUUGCUCUUGCUUGUGGCUUCAUCGGACAAAACCUAACUCUCGUAUUCUCUGGACGAUAAGAGAACCCUGGUGAUCAUUGUCAAGAUAGUUAUGGACGACAAGAUCAGUCAAUUACCUGAUGAAUUGCUCUUGAAGGUACUAUUGUGUCUUCCCACGAAAGUUGCUGUAAGCACAAGUAUUUUAUCUAAGCGAUGGGAGUUUCUUUGGAUGUGGUUGCCUAAACUUGAGUACAGCUACUCCUCAGAGUCUAAAUCCUGGAGAUUAAGUCCUUUCAUUCAUUUAAAUCUGCCAUUACAUAAAGCUCCAAUCAUAGAAAGCUUACGUCUCAACUUUGACGUAUUCGACAGAGGUAUAGUCAACGGUAUCAAUAACUGGGUUUUAAUUGCAGUGUCUAGAUGCGUCCAAGAGUUACGUGUCACACUUGCAUUUACGCAUUAUAAAUUAGCUAACUUAGCUGAAGUACCGAGUUAUUUGUUUACCUGUAAAUCGCUGGUGAUCUUGGAACUUACGGGCAAGGUUUACGUGCAUGUUCCUCGUACGGUUUUUCUCCCCUCCCUGAAAUUUUUGAUCCUUCGACGUAUGUGGUACUCAGAUAAAAAAUCUCUUCACAAACUUCUUUCUCAUUGCCCUGUUCUUGAGGAUCUACUUGUGGAACGAAAUGAUGAUGACAAUAAUAGAACAUUUACAUUGAGUGUAAUUGUCCCGUCCUUGCAGAGACUAACCCUAAAGAUAUCUAGAGGAAAUCAUUUUGAAGGGCUUGUGAUAAACACUCCUUCUUUGAAGUAUUUCAAAAUUAUGGAUUAUAUAGAGGAAUAUAAACUUGAAGAUAGUAGUUACUCCUACUAUUUUGAAGACACCCCUAAGUUGGAGGAGGCAGAUAUUGAAUCGACAUACCCUGAUAUCAACAAGUUUGUUAGAUCAAUCAGAUCUGUAAGGAGGCUUUCACUAUGCAUUAGAGUCAAUGCUGAUGAGGAGGCUUUAUAUCAUGAGGGUAUUGUCUUUGGCCAGCUUCAGCAUCUAAAGCUAUGUUCAUGUGGUCCAAACUGGUCAAAUUUACUUGCCCGGUUACUCAAAGAUUCUCCUUUGUUACGUGACCUUGAGGUCUAUUUGAAUGACGAUCAUACAUAUUCUAGAGUGGAUGCACCGGUUCCCUGGCAGAAUCAACUGGAUUGUGUUCCUACAUGUUUAUUGGCAAGUCUUGAGACUUUCAAGUGGACAUUGGUGUAUGGAUCACAAGAAGAGAUAGAUCUGGUGAAAUAUAUCUUGAGAAAUGCUCGCUGCUUAAAGGCUGCCACAAUCUUGUUUCGGCCGUCGUUUUGUCAACAAGAAGAGGAGAAACUUGAGAUGGCGAAACAAGAUUUGAUAUGCAUUUAUGUAGACAUAUAUCUAUAUGCCUAUUGUCAGAUUUUUUUUUCCAACUUGGAUAAAUAGUACUUUCUUUUUUUUUUGAACGGCAAGACGAAUAGUAUAUGAUUGCAUUUCGAAGAAACAUUAAAGUU
Raphanus sativus (radish) is the source of this 2453-nucleotide messenger RNA. Its product is annotated as putative F-box/LRR-repeat protein At4g15060. Lineage: Eukaryota; Viridiplantae; Streptophyta; Magnoliopsida; Brassicales; Brassicaceae. Gene Ontology annotation, molecular function: protein binding. The record is from RefSeq and is a predicted model, not a curated record.